AUGGCGACAUCACAACGCCGGCUUCACCUGCUGUCUCUUGACGGAGGCGGCAUUCGAGGCCUGUCUUCGAUCUCAAUUCUAAAGCACAUCAUGAAAGGCAUCAAUGCAGAUCGCCAAGUGGGAGAUAAACUUCAACCGUGGGAGGUUUUCGACAUGAUUGGCGGGACAAGCACCGGGGGCCUAAUUGCUGUAAUGAUUGGCCGAUUACGGAUGACUCUGGAUCAGUGUGAAGAGGCCUAUCUAGAUUUAGGCAAACGUAUAUUUCAACGGAAAUAUAAUCCUGUGGAUAUUCCACAUCGAAUAAAGAACUUUUGGGAUGCUGGAGAAAAGUUUAGUGGAGAAGAGCUAGAAGCAGCCAUCAAGGAGAUCAUCACUAAAGGGGGUCAUCUACCGGAAGACGCCACCCUCAAGGACGAUGAUCCUGCUUGUAAAGUUUUCGUUUGCACAGUUCAAGCCAGCGAUUCCAAGGCUCAUGCUCUGCGGUCUUACGAAACAAAAAUUUACGAUGCACAAUAUCCAGUCUGCAAAAUAUGGGAGGCUUGCCGAGCUACGUCCGCUGCGACAACAUUCUUCGACCCAAUCGAAAUUGGUUCAAAGAAAGUUAAGUACAUUGACGGAGGCAUCAAAAGCAACAAUCCAAUAAGCAUGGUCCAUUUCGAAGCAAGCAUAAUAUGGCCUAACAGAAUAAAUGAUGCUUUGGUUAUCAGUAUUGGUACUGGAAGCGCUCCAGGUCCCAAGUUUGAGGGCAACAUCAUUUCCAUUAUCAAAGCACUUCGAGAGAUAGUGACGGCGUCAGACGAUGCUGCGAACGCAUUUGAAGAUUCUCACGAAUCAAUGGCAAGGUCUGACCUGUACUUCCGCUUCACAGUACAUCAGAAGCUUGCAGAUAUCGGACUUGAAGAGUGGGAUGCAACAGGAGAUGUUGAGGCCGCGACCGCAUCUUACAUGACCCUCGCAGAAACUCGGCGAAAAUGUGACCGGUGUAUCCAGAAGAUAAUCGUGUUCUUGGAAUCGUUAUUGGGAAAAGAGAAUAUGGAUUAA
Messenger RNA from Hyaloscypha bicolor E, 1041 nucleotides. RefSeq names its product FabD/lysophospholipase-like protein. The record is from RefSeq and is a predicted model, not a curated record. The transcript is spliced from 2 exons. Bases 1 to 1041 code for a protein of 346 amino acids. Gene Ontology annotation, cellular component: membrane. NCBI's taxonomy places the organism in Eukaryota, Fungi, Ascomycota, Leotiomycetes, Helotiales, Hyaloscyphaceae. Gene Ontology annotation, biological process: arachidonate metabolic process.